AUUACCGUGCUCCUACGAAUACAAGGUUUUCAUAAAAGAGGGUGACUCUAGUUGUUCGCGAUAAGGCUGCCGACGACGUUGUAGUGCGUCAUGUUCGUGUACGUUUUUCGCGCGUUUUUCGAAAUUCUUUUCGACACGUCGGCUGGCUCCUGUUUGUAGUUUGAAAGAUUCUGUGAUGCGGUGUAUUUUUCGUUGGGUCGUAUUCGUCGUGUUGUUCAUCAGUGCGAUUAAAUGUGCCGAUGAUCCGGUCUCUGCUUCGAAGAAGGCCCGCGUUAAUAAAGUGGUUAAAUGCGAAGAAGGCCUAGUGCUACCUGUUUGGUACCCUCAAGAUAAUCUGCCAACAUGGGUGCGGGUAUUCCGAGGCACUAUUUACUUCCUCUCGCUCAUAUAUAUGUUCUUAGGCGUAUCCAUAGUUUCGGAUCGGUUUAUGGGCGCCAUAGAAGUGAUCACUUCUCAAGAACGAGAAAUAACGAUACGUAAGAAAGGCUCGUCUUGUGGUCAAAAGAUCAAAGUACGGGUAUGGAACGAAACCGUAGCUAAUUUAACCCUAAUGGCGCUCGGUUCUUCGGCUCCCGAAAUAUUACUUUCGGUUAUCGAAAUAGCUGGAAAAAAUUUCGAAGCUGGUGAACUCGGUCCUGGUACGAUCGUAGGCUCGGCAGCGUACAAUUUAUUCGUCAUAAUCGCCUUGUGCGUAUUCGUCAUACCGGAUGACGAAGUGAGAAAAAUCAAACACCUCAGCGUAUUCUUUGUGACGGCGACUUGGUCGGUAUUCGCGUACAUUUGGCUCUACAUGAUCUUGGCGGUGAUCUCCGAAGGUGUAGUCGAAUGCUGGGAAGCGUUCCUAACCUUCAUGUUUUUCCCAGCCACCGUGCUCACCGCCUACAUCGCCGAUCGUAAGUUAAAGCUGAUGAAAUUCAAGAAAUUUCGUCUCAAUCGUAACCGAGUCAUCGUAGCCGCCGAAAGUGGCGAUAUCGAAGUAGAAAAAGAAAUCGAAGACGAAAUCCUCGAAGAGAGCAGCAUCACCGAUCCUCACCACUUCGCCAUUAUUCUCAGAGAUCUCAAAAAACGUCACUCGACCGCCACUCCGGCUCAACUGGAAGCUUUGGCCAUCGAAGAACUCACCAAACGAACCCAUAAAAGCAAAGCUUUCUACAGAUUAACUGCCAAUAAACUGGCCGGCAGCGUUGCCCAGACCAGCCACCCUAAGAGAGAAAGCCAGCCCAAAGAAUCCGUCAGCAAGGUACUGAGAGGUACCAGAAUCUUCCUAAAUCCCGAUUACUACGCGGUGCUCGAAAACGUAGGCGAAUUCGAAGUAACCGUAUCAAGAGAAGGCGACUUAUCUCAAACUAUCACCGUAUACUACACCACCGAAGAUGGUACAGCUAUAGCUGGCUCCGAUUAUAUCGGCGCUACCGGAACUAUCGUCUUUUUGCCCAACGAAAUGCAAAAAACCAUCAAGCUCAAGGUCAUCGACGACGAUAUCUUCGAAGAAGACGAACACUUCUACCUACACAUAACCAAAGCAGUAGUCUCCUCGCCUAACGGCGAUAUCGGUAACUACAAGAACGAACCGGUCACUUUGGAGCAAUGCACAGCCACCAUCGUCAUCUUAGACGACGACCAUUGCGGCGUCUUUGGAUUUUCCACCGAAUCCGUCCAAAUUUCCGAAAACGUGGGAGUGUAUAAGCUAGAAGUGGUCAGAAGUAGCGGUGCUCGAGGACGUGUCAGUGUCAACUACACCGCCUCAGAGGGGUCGGCCAAAUACGACAGACAUUUCAAUAAAACCGAAGGAACGUUGAUUUUUGAAAAUAACGAAGCCAGAAAAGAGAUCGAAAUUGGAAUUGUCGAAGAGAACUGUUACGAGAAAAAUGUAUCGUUUUUUGUACAACUAGAGCAGCCGCAAGAAGUUAAAGAUGACACCUCAGUCCAUAACAUGAACGACAGCAACCCCGACAUCAGCGACGAAGACAAAAUCGCCUUGAACGGUAAACCAAAACUAGGAGCUAUAACACGAAUCGAAGUAAUCAUCAAAGAAAGCGACGAGUUCAAGAACACGGUGAAUAAAUUAGUCGAACAAGAAGGCCCCAGCGUUGGUUUCAGUUCAUGGUCCGAGCAGUUCGUGAAUGCGUUUCGAAUUAAACCCGAUUCAGAUGAUGAAUCAGAACAGGAUGCGCAGCUCACGUGGUGUGACUAUUUUACACAUUGUAUUACCUUUGUUUGGAAAUUACUUUUCGCAUUCGUGCCGCCAGCAGAUAUGUAUUCGGGAUAUUUGUGUUUCGUCGUUUCGAUAAUUUUCAUCGGACUUUUGACAGCGGUAAUCGGAGAUUUAGCAUCGCAUUUCGGUUGCACAGUCGGUUUAAAAGAUUCUGUGACAGCUGUUACAUUCGUAGCAUUGGGAACCAGUGUACCAGAUACGUUUGCAAGUAAAGUGGCAGCAAUUCAGGAUAGUACGGCCGAUAAUUCAGUGGGAAAUGUGACUGGAAGCAAUGCCGUUAACGUCUUCCUAGGAAUCGGUGUAGCUUGGUCUAUCGCAGCCUUUUAUCAUAAAGUACAAAAUCGCGAGUUCUUUGUUACAGCCGGAAACUUGGCAUUCUGCGUUACUUUAUAUUGCACCGAAGCGGCCGUAGCCAUAUCAAUACUACUAAUCAGACGAUCGAAGUUUAUAGGAGGCGAGCUAGGUGGACCAAAAACCACGAAAUACAUAACUAGCAGCGUACUAUUCGGUUUAUGGAUAAUCUACAUCACGUUUACCACAUUGGAAGCGUACGGUGUCAUCGAAGGAUUUUAAUUUCAACAAUCUACGUUACGUGUUUCGACAAACCGCUCAUUUAUUUUUGUUCACCUCGGACAUAAUGGCCAGGAAAACUUUCAAAAGAUUGGUGAUGAUAAAUACAUGUUAGUUUAUAGGGGUGUAUUUUUACUUAAUUUAAGAAUUCGCGCCUUCGCGGUGCAAAUAAACAAGUUUGAGAGCAAGUAUUAAAAUUGUUCAAAUUGCGACAACAUUAUACUAUAUAAAGGAGGUCAUUUUGAAUCAUGACACGUAAGUAUUUUAGUUAGUGUUUGUGGUAGGAGGAAAAAAAAUUGGGUGUUUGUUAAUAUUAAAUUUGAUUGGCGAAAAUUUAUCUACGUCUGAAUGUUGCUAGGUAUAUUUUCUUGUUGUUCGAUGUAUUUGGCACGUUUAUGCAACGAAUGUUUUUUUUUCAAAGUUUGUUUUCCUUUUUGUUAUUUUUGUUUAUGUGAUCGAUGUUCAUAUUUUAAAUAUAAAUGUAUGUUUAAGUAUAUAAAUGUAUCUAAUCUCAAUAUUUACAAAAAUUAUUAAAAUUUUGGCUACCUAUCUACCAUUUAAUGAAUUUGUUCUAAAAAAAAAAAAAAACAUAUCAAUAAUAAUGAUACCUACUUUUAAAAAAUAUAUUUUAUGUGUAUUCAAAAAUGUUUGAGUGGGUAUUCAAAAAAAAUCUCAAGUUGUACGUAAAAAAAAUAAUGGUAUUACUGAUUACAUAUUUACGUUUACGCAGGAGCGUAGAGAUCUCCGCCGUGUUAAAUAAAGCUGAAAAUUAUAGCAAUGGAGUUACCGUUUAAAACUUUACUCGAGUAUAUAAGAUGGUAGUAUAUUAAUUAGACUAACUUUUAACUAAUUUAAGCCAUAUUUCUUCCAAUCUGUUGCGUAUUUAUUAAGCCUGUUUACUGUUAGAAGAUUCGUGUUUUACUUAAUAAACAAACGAGUACGUUGAAAAAAAAACAGAAAGAAAAUGAAGUGUUUUAUUUUA
Molecule: messenger RNA, 3767 nt
Organism: Planococcus citri (citrus mealybug)
Lineage: Eukaryota; Metazoa; Arthropoda; Insecta; Hemiptera; Pseudococcidae
Gene: Calx
Product: sodium/calcium exchanger 3
Exons: 8
Coding region: 176-2788 (870 amino acids)
Biological process (GO): calcium ion import across plasma membrane; sodium ion transmembrane transport; cell communication
Cellular component (GO): axon; postsynapse; sarcolemma
Molecular function (GO): calcium:sodium antiporter activity
Source: RefSeq, a predicted model, not a curated record